AUGAAUAAAAUAUUAAUAAUUUUACUUCUGGUUAUAACUUUACAUCGAUCACAAAGUCAUGCCAUAUAUGCCAUUUCCGGUUUGAAAAAUUCAGAUAACGGAAAUUCUAAAAGGUUUCAAUCGUCGGAAGAAUUUGAUGGUCCUUUGGAAUUUUAUACGAAACCGAACGGAGACAACAAUAAUGAAAAAUACACUCGGAUAUUGAUUAAUAAAAGAACCGGAAAUGACGUACUCACGAGAAGAAGCAUAUUAGAUAAAAAUUUUAUGAGAUUUGGAAGAAAUGCUGGAAGAAGUGGGGGACCCUCGGAAAUGGAACAAGAAUCGAACAUGAAAGAUUUUUCCAGGUUUAACAGAGGGAUGAAAGAUAGUUUUAUAAGGUUCGGUAGAGGAACUCAGGAUAGUUUUAUAAGAUUUGGAAAAUCAAUUAAAAAAUUGGAAAUGUAUCCGUUCGACGAAUCGAAUUCAAAUUUAAAUGAUGAUAAUAAUAAUUAUUUACGUAGUGGAAAAAGCGCGCGAGAAAGUUUUAUACGUUUUGGAAAAAGGGAUUCAAAUUUUAUGAGAUUCGGACGUGGAAAAUUAAAAAAAAAAUUAUUAAAAUGUAAUAAAAAAUUUGGAAAAUAUCAUCGGGAUUGUUAUUAUUUGUCGUUCGAAACUGGAAUCGGAAAAUCCGAUCGUUUUCCAGAUCCUUUCGAAAGAUUUGGAGAAUUUAGACCGCCGGAUAAUAAUAAUAAUAAUAAUUUAUUAAUCAUGUCGUCGCCAUUUUUUCCCGAUUACGAAUCGAAUGAAAAAAACGAGUCGAUUUCAAAAUUGAAAAACGAUGAUCAAUUUUCUCCAGUCGAUGAUGAUGAUGUUAAGGAAUACUAUCACGAUGAUGAUGAUAAUAAUAAUAACAUCAUGAGAAUGAAAAGGAAAACAUUGAAUGGUGGAAAUAAUAAUAAUAUUAAUAACACGAAUAAAAAAAAUCAUGAUGAUAGAAUCGUUGUUGAUGAGAAAUUGGAUGGGAAAAUGAAAAAAAAAAGAGAAGACGACGACGAUUGGAAAAUUCCAGAGGAUGACGUCAUCAUUUCUCCAAAUUAUUAUUUUAAAAAAUACCCGGAAUAUUUUCCGAAAAAAUUUUCACGGAUUCAUAAUUUGAAAUAUUUAACGGAUUUUGGAAACGUGAAAUUUCACAACAAGUUAACUCCGCCAUUUUUUCCAGUUUCGACAAAUUUUUAA
Pediculus humanus corporis (human body louse) is the source of this 1215-nucleotide messenger RNA. RefSeq lists its product as uncharacterized. Bases 1 to 1215 code for a protein of 404 amino acids. Gene Ontology annotation, biological process: neuropeptide signaling pathway. The transcript has 2 exons. The record is from RefSeq and is a predicted model, not a curated record. Lineage: Eukaryota; Metazoa; Arthropoda; Insecta; Psocodea; Pediculidae.